Messenger RNA from Penaeus chinensis, 942 nucleotides. RefSeq names its product ATP-dependent RNA helicase A-like. Bases 1 to 840 code for a protein of 279 amino acids. NCBI's taxonomy places the organism in Eukaryota, Metazoa, Arthropoda, Malacostraca, Decapoda, Penaeidae. The record is from RefSeq and is a predicted model, not a curated record. The transcript is spliced from 2 exons.
AUGCUGUUGUUGACCCUGCUUCCAUUAGUAGCUGUGGCUUUUGCAGCGCCCCAGGGCUACAAUCUGGGUGCACCUUCUGGAGGUGGACUCGCACUUGGUGGAUCUGUAAAUGGUGGUGCAGGUGGAAUUGGAGAUGAUGGACCAGGUGGAAUAGGUGGUAAUGGCCCUGUAGGUGGCUGUCAGGAUGGCCAAAUUCUACACGUUGACGGAUCUUGUGUAACUCCUAUUAUCACUAGAAAAGUUUACUUAUAUGAUGCUCCUGAAGUGCCUGAAGGCCCAGGCGGUCCACCACCGAGCGUGCCACCACCUAAGGUAGAACAUAACAUCCUGUUCGUACGUGUUCCUGAGGCUGCUCCACCACCUGAACCCAUCAUUGUUCCUCCAGCAAGGCAAGAAAACGUGGUCUAUGUUUUGAAUAAGCAGGAUGAACAAAGUCAACAGGUGAUCGAGGUUACACCUCAUCCAGCUUCCGACCCAGAAAUUUAUUUCGUGAACUACCAAGAAGGAGAAAACCCAACCCUUCCUCUUGGAGUAGAUCUUGAGACUGCUCUUAGCGUUGCCAGUGCAGCUGGCGGUGACGUCAUUGGGGCUGGAGGAUUAGGCGACGGUGCUGGUGCCGGAGGUAUUGGAGGCGGCUUUGGAGAGAAUGGAUUCGGAGGAGCCGGUGCUGGAGGAAAUGCAGGAUUUGGAGGAGCCGGUGCUGGAGGAAAUGGCGGAUUUGGAGGAGCUGGAGUAGGAGACAAUGGAGGAUUCGGAGGUGGUUUAGGAGGAGUGAAUGGAGGAAAUGGCGGCUUAGGAGGCAAUGGCGGCAGUCCAUCAAACUUGUAUACGAGCCCUUAAAAUACUAAGGUUUCUUUGAAUUGUUGUAAAAUACCUUCAGUUUCUGAGGUUUGUUGAUUCUACUAUGUGUAUAACAUAAAACAAAUAAAUGAAAGUAAUAUA